AUGCAUGGUAAGGUGAAACCUUCAGAGUCUUCUGAGCCGUUGGAUCCGACAGAGCUUGUUGACCUUACUGUAGUGGAUGAUGAUGUGACGUCAACGAAGACGGACAACAUGGUCGAGUCGGAUACUCCCGGAGAAGUAGAUUGGGAAGCGAUUAUCCCGCUCCAUCGAGAAUUUGGAAGUGUCGUUUCAAGGGAAGAACGGCAGGGUGCCAUUCUGUAUGACGUUUAUGGACGUCGCAGCAACGCGUUGACAGAUUAUCGGGACAGCUUAUCGGACGACGAUACCGUUCCUGAAUCUGGAGGAGGUGAAACGCUGGAUGAAAUUCAGAUGUUGGAUGAAAUGGCAACGUCAGAUGAAAUGGCUGACGAAGAGGAGUCGGAGGAUUUGUCCGAGCUCAUAGAAUGGAGAGCACCUACUGCAAGACCAGGAAGCAUGAAUGGACCGAAAAUGCAUGGCAGAGAAGAUUCAGUUCAAGCAUCUGGUGCACAAGCGAAUCAAGAUGGAGAUUAUAACGAGGAUGGAGAUUCCUUGAACGAUGUAGCACUGGAUGCAACGGAAAAUGGGAUGAGUUUCAGGGAAAGAAAAGGUUUCAGGCCUGGAAAGGAUGGGGAUUGGGAUUGGGACUAUGAGGACGUCAGCAGGAGCUCAGAUUACAUCAAUAUGAGAAUCCCAGGUGACGUCAGCAUGGGUGGCAUUGGCAGCACAAGGGAGGAAGCUGCUGCAUUGCUGCAGGAUUACCGGUACCGGCAUGACCGCACUGGAGAGCAGGAGCAGAACUUUCACAAUAUGCCCGGUGUUUUGGCUCCUGGUGCUGGUGCUGGAGGAGAGGGAGAGGACUUUGAUGAAUUUCAGCUGGGUGGUGGUGGUCAGCCGUCCACACUGGCAGCACGAGGUGUUGUUGAUGCGAGUGGGUUGAGUAGAGCACACAAGCAGGGCCAUGGCAGACCGGUUGAAGAACAAUACGAGGACAGUGAUCAGGUAUUUGCGCUGGAAGCAGGGGUGGGUGUUGUUGACAACAAAGAACCAGGCAGAUUGGACCAUGACCAGAUGGUUAGACAGAGCAAUGAGACUGGUGGUGAUGAGGCUUUGCCACUGAAGGGGGAGGCAGUAAUGCCUGCGCGCAAUGACAGCUGGGGCCUUCAAGAGAAUCCUCUGAACGUCUCUGUUGAAUGA
Messenger RNA from Closterium sp. Yama58-4, 1173 nucleotides. Lineage: Eukaryota; Viridiplantae; Streptophyta; Zygnematophyceae; Desmidiales; Closteriaceae. The record is from the annotation of a GenBank genome assembly.